UUCGAUCAUACCACAUUAUCAACUGCUCUUAAUGUUUCAACAGCAGAAGUAAGAACGUUCUUGACCAGACAAUCUUCGGGGCCAAUUGUGCAUAUAUCUGAUUCUCAUCAUCACACAAACAUUUGGACUGAAUUUGUUUCCCAACAACCCCACCAAAAAUUAGCUCACUUGAAGAGGAUUGUGAAUUUAGAGGAAGAAGUUACCCCAAAAGAGGAAGAAUCAACAUGGUCAUUGAGGAAAUUUUUGUGUACCUUACUGCACAGAAAAGAUGUUGUCAAGAGAGUGAAUCAUGAAGCUCCAUCAUCGUACAAUCUCAACAACAGGAAUCCUGAUUUCAAGAACAACUAUGGAUGGAGUAAGACAGUGGAUGAGUCUGAUUAUUCUCCUUUACAACGAUCAGGCAAUGGUGUUUAUCUUGUCAAUCUAUCUCAGGGAUCCAUGAUGGCACCUCAUGUCAACCCAAGAGCAAUAGAGUACGGAGUAGUGUUGAAAGGGACUGGCAGGAUCCAAAUUGUGUAUCCAAAUGGGACUUUAGCAAUGAAUGCAAGAGUACGAGAAGGGGACGUCUUUUGGGUGCCAAGGUACUUCCCCUUCUGCCAAAUUGCUUCAUCAAAUGGCCCGCUUGAGUUCUUCGGUUUCACUACAUCAGCAAGGAGGAAUCAUCCACAAUUCUUGGUGGGUAGGAACUCAUUGAUGCAAAGCUUGAGAGGGCCAGAAUUUGCUGCUGCAUUUGGAAUCAGCGAGAAAAGGCUUAACAGGAUUGCCAAUGCACAACGUGAACAAGUCAUCUUGCCUUCAUCAUCGUCAGAUUCUCCUAUGAGGAUGAACAUUGGUUCUUAUUAGUUUAUGGAAAUUCUAGUUCGUCUUUCGUCUAGUUGAAUAUGGCACAAAAGCUCGAAGCCAAUUUUGUUACUUUUCAUUUUUAUUUUUUUACUUCCCCUGUUAUUCAGUCUGAGUUUGUUUCCUUGGCAUCGUCUUGUUGGAAGCAAGACACAUUGCGCAUUUGAGUUGUGAAUAAGACGGAUUUGUUUCCUUGA
Solanum lycopersicum (tomato) is the source of this 1037-nucleotide messenger RNA. RefSeq names its product vicilin-like seed storage protein At2g28490. Lineage: Eukaryota; Viridiplantae; Streptophyta; Magnoliopsida; Solanales; Solanaceae. The record is from RefSeq and is a predicted model, not a curated record.